ACAUUAUUUGCAGUAACAUCUGUUGUGUUUUACCAAAAUGGCCUCUGGUUCUACUCGGGAUCUAGAGCAGAUUGUGAGAGACGGAUUGAGCACGCUCGUGUUCGCUUUUGGUUACAAGGUUGGGAUAAUUAAUGCCUUCAUUGAAAUCAAACAGCCAUGUACUGCAGAGGAACUCAGUCAAAAAUCAGGACAAAAGUUAAGGUACACUCAAGAAUGGCUUGGCAGCAUGAUCGCUGCAGGAAUUGUCAAACUUCACGAAGACGGCAAAUACUCCCUUCCGUUCGAGGAAUCCAAGUUGAAUUAUUGGGGUGUUAUCUCCAAAGCACUUCCAAUAUUAAGUGAGAUGUUUCCUAAGCUCCAGGAAGUCUUUUCAAAAGAUGGACCAAGGGGAUAUGGAUAUUAUGAGCCGAUUCUUGCGUGGCUGGAUACACACCGCACACCAACAGCUCUUCGUCACUGGAACCAGGAUCUACUGAUUCCUGCCAUAGAACUUAAACAAGGGACCAAUUUUACACUGCUAGAUAUUGGUUGUGGUUACGGAAAGCAUACAAGAGAAGUGGCCAAACUGUUCCCUAACUGUACGAUUUACGGUAUCGACUCGGAUAAAGUCUCCAUUGAUCAAGCCAUUAAAGAACUUCAAGAAAGUGGUCGGAAGAACAUCAUCUAUAGCCAUAUGAAAGGGGGACAACUCCCAGAGGAUUGGACUGAAAAAUUUGAUUUCGUUUUAAUAAACGAUGUACUUCAUGAUUCACACGACGGUGAUGGAAUUCUCAAAGAAACGAAGCGAGUCCUUAAACCAGAUGGUUAUGGAAUGGCAUACGAUCCUCCUGUAAGCUCAUAUCCAGAAAAGCAAGUCGGGGAUGUAACGGCCCAGUUUUACCUUCCUUUUAGUCUCUUUCAAUGUCUUCCGGUCAGUUUAUCCGGUUCACCUGGAGAAGGACGUGGUAUCGGUUGGGGAUACGAACGCAAGAAGCAGGAAAUAGAACAACACGGGUUUCGGGUUAUCCAAGUUGGCAAAGAGGAUAUCGAUACAGUGCAAGAAGGCAUUGUUUUUAUGAAAGAGAAUUAAACUUAAAUGGUUGUUAAAGAACAGUUUUUUCUGCACUUGUAGUGAACCCUACCAAAAUUCAUCUCGGGUCUUUUAUUGUAUUUAAUCAUGUUUAUUACGAAAGCCCAGAAGGCUCAUUUGAGAUUCAAGUUUCGAAAUACGAAAUUCGAAGUUCGAGAUUCGAAAUUCGAGUUUCGAAAUUCAAAAUCCAAACUAACCAAUCAAAAGCGGGUUCAACAUUUGAUUACUCCCCUUUAUUAUGUUAUUACUAUCAAGAAAUCUUUGAAUAUAUUUAUAUAACAAAUGGGUCAUUUGCUAAAAUGAUAAUGCAAGAAAAAUGUUUUAUGUAUCAAAACGAAAUGAAAACAAAAUUUGGAUUACAUUUUGAAAAAUAUAUAAAUAAUCUUAUUUUUUUCUAAUGAAACAAAACAAACAGUAGAUAGGUAUAAUAUAGAAUAUUAUAUGGUCUUAUUGUUGACUUGCGGAAUAAAAGUAGAUCGACUAAUUUUGUAUUAGAUCAAUGAUGAGGGAAAAAAUAAUUAUUGAUUAGAUAUUAAAUAUCAAGAAUCGUCUCUACACUGCACAGUUAUUCAAGGAUAUAAAGGGUACAUUUGUGCAGUUAGACUUGACUGCUGAAUUGAAAUGUAGUGUUAUAAGGUUUUACAAGUAUACUUUAAUCUUUGACCAUACUGUUAAAGCUAUGGUCAGAUAUUAGAAUAUAAAACCAUAACGCUAUUGUUCUCCAGCUCAUCUACUAUUUGAUAUCAGAUAAAAUAAAUGCUGCAUCUAUUGUAUUUCAUAUUGCCAAUCUGUAUUGUAUAUAUAAUUUUUAAUUAACUCAAGAAAUAAAAGCCUUAGACCAAGAUAAGUAAUUGAAAACUUAAUUUUUAUGUAUUUAAUUUCCUCUAUACGGAAA
Saccostrea cuccullata (small rock oyster) is the source of this 1964-nucleotide messenger RNA. RefSeq lists its product as uncharacterized. Bases 38 to 1069 code for a protein of 343 amino acids. The transcript is spliced from 4 exons. NCBI's taxonomy places the organism in Eukaryota, Metazoa, Mollusca, Bivalvia, Ostreida, Ostreidae. The record is from RefSeq and is a predicted model, not a curated record.